Molecule: messenger RNA, 904 nt
Organism: Benincasa hispida (wax gourd)
Lineage: Eukaryota; Viridiplantae; Streptophyta; Magnoliopsida; Cucurbitales; Cucurbitaceae
Gene: PNSB5
Product: NAD(P)H dehydrogenase 18
Biological process (GO): response to oxidative stress
Cellular component (GO): chloroplast
Source: RefSeq, a predicted model, not a curated record
AAAAGGCGGGCAUUUAACGUUCAGAAAUUUAAGACGAUAAACCCGAAAAUGGCCCCGUGUUCUUCCCUCCCCGUUCUUUCUUUCAAUCCAAUCCCCAAAAUCAUCUUCAAAUCUUCUGAAAUUAGUGCUACAGCGUUCUCGAAUCAAACAAUUCCGGUAAGCAACGGAAUCUCCGCCUCCAAGUUGCUCGGAAUAUUGACGAGGAGAAGCCUCUCGCGGCGGCUGAAUGCAGCAGGAUUGUCCGAGAUUGAACUCGACUUAAACGAAGACCCUGUAGAUCGUUGGGAAACCAACAGUGUCAGCCCUGAAGAUUUUGAGUAUGGAGUAUACGAUGGACAUCACACUUACUUUGAAGGCGAGAAGAAAGGAACAUUCUGGGGAGCAAUUGCAGAUGAUAUUGCUGCAGUUGGACCCCCAACAGGCUUUCAGGGCGUCAUCUCGUGGCUCUUUCUACCAGCAGUUGCUGCUGGAAUGUACUUCAAUAUUCCGGGGGAGUAUCUAUACAUCGGAGCAGCUAUAUUUACAAUAGUAUUUUGCAUAAUUGAAAUGGACAAGCCAGACCAGCCACACAACUUCGAACCUCAGAUAUAUAAUAUGGAGAGAGGGGCCCGUGACAAAUUGAUAUCGGACUAUAACACCAUGGACAUCUGGGAAUUCAAUGAGAAGUAUGGAGACUUGUGGGAUUUCACUGUCAAGAACAAUGAUAUAACAAAGCCAUGAUUUGGCUCCUUAGUGGAUGUAAAUUGUAAGGUAAAUGAGAAUUCAUUAUCAAAAUUUUUAUGAAAAUGUAUAUCAUACAAUACAACACUAUUCUUAGUCUUCUUGAUAUUGUAUUAGUGGAUGUAAAUUGUAAUUAUGAACUGAACUUCCUUAUCAAUCGUAUAGCAAGUAUUUUUCUCUUGUA